Lytechinus pictus (painted urchin) is the source of this 2574-nucleotide messenger RNA. RefSeq lists its product as uncharacterized. Lineage: Eukaryota; Metazoa; Echinodermata; Echinoidea; Temnopleuroida; Toxopneustidae. The coding region runs from base 254 to 634 and encodes 126 amino acids. The transcript is spliced from 4 exons. The record is from RefSeq and is a predicted model, not a curated record.
ACAAAAUGGCGCCCAAAUAUUCGUUAAUGAUUAACGAGUAAGACACAGUCAAAGGGAGAUAAACAUUUCAUUUUUUAUUGUUUGUAUAAUGUAUGAUAUCAUCACACACCGCACAUAUUCGUAUUAAGACAUCAUAAUGCGAUAAAUUAGCAUGUAGCUACGCGUCAAGAUAUACCGAAGAUUGUCGAAAAGUACGUAGAUUUGAACAGGUGGAAUUGCUCCUUAAUGCACGAUAUUACAGAUAUAUACCAAAAUGAAAUAUAUGAUACCGGCGCUCCUUAUAAUCGCUUUUCUUGGUGUCACGUCAGCCUACCACUGUUGGACAUGUGACAGUGAGAACGACUACUUUGACGGAGCUACGUGCGCAGACCCCUUCUUCAAGAGUGAUCAGAAUCUGGGCAAACAACAAUGCUCAGGAGACUGCUUCAAAGAGGUCUCGACCGAUGCAAACGGCAAUAAAAAGUAUCGUAGGGGAUGCGAUGCCUGCACUGAAGGAUGCACAACUGUAGGAUCUGUAACGACCUGUCGAUACUGCUGCUACGGAAUGGUCUGCAAUAGCGCCACCAACGUUCGUGUCAACCUGAUAGCCGCUAUUGUGACGUCUAGUUUGGCGACCCUCUAUUACUUUUGUUAACACUGUAGAUUACCGCGUGUUUAUGUUCGAAUGCAAUAGGAUACAGUCCAGUUAAAAAAAAAAAGAGUCAAGACAUACACUUUACUUUUCCUCCACUUUUCACUUUGAUGUUGCAGCCCUGUUAAACCGACUAUAAACCAUGUAAACCGAACGAUAUGAUACUGUCUGAGAUUCGUAGAUUGAAAGUCACUCCCACAGUCAAGGAACAAUCCAAAAUUGAAUCGAAAGUUGGAGAAGAGGGAUGGAAGGGGCUAAACAUGCCAAAGCAUGAAAUCACAAUUCAUUGGUUGUUUUCACUAGUUUAUAACUGUAUGUACUAAAUUUACUAUGCCAUCUCUCUUCAUAUUUUCCGGGGUAAUGUAUAUGAAGAGUUUAGUUGCAAAAGGGGUUAGGUCCACUUUGGACCAUUCCGAGAAAAAACAUGUUUUUUAUUCUCACUUAUUUCAAUAUUCUUAUGAGAAACUAAAUUGCCAUGAUGUACUACCCUAUCAUGUGAACAUAAAAUUGGGUAUAAAAGAAAACUACCUGUCUUCAUAUUUUUAAAGAUAUUAUUUUCCAAAAAAAUUAUGCGUGGACCUAAACUAAACUAAACUGAAAUGGACCUAACCACUUUUGGAAAAAAAAAUGAUUUUACUUUGCCAUUUUAGUUCACUUUUUAAUAGGAAUUUCAACUUUUUUUGGUAUCAUCUUAUAGAGCUACUAAAAAUCUAUCCAUUGAGACAUAAAAAUCAAAUUUGAUGAAAAAUGGACCUAACCCCUUUUGCAAGUGAGCUCUUCAUAUAUCAAUAUUUUUUUUGAUUAAAUUUCAAAAUGAUGUUGUUGUUAUUUAAUGAUGUUAAUUAAUCAUUUGAAUUUUGCCUAUGGCUUUAUAACAGAUUUUUGCAUUAAUUAACACUGUGUAAUACAAACUGUUUACACGAAAUAUGAAUCUUCUUUGAAGCGUCAAAACGACACCAGUUUAGUUUUAGUCUUACACCAAAAUGAUGAUUGAACGGCAGCAGUUAAGCAAAACAAAACAUUUCUAAUGGCGUUACUUUGUUUUCUCUCUCCCCCUCCACCCCCCCCCUCCUCUUUCUCUCUUUCGCGCUCUUUCUCUCUCUCCAUGCUCUGUAAGGUAUGUACAUGUAGAUAUGUGUUUAAUAAAGUCACUUAGAUAAUGAUAGAUGACUUUAAUAUUUUCUUUUCUAUUGAUAAAUAAUUUAUAUAGAAACUAUCUACGAAAAAGAAAAGAUCACUCUUUUAUAAUUCUUUAUUGUUACCUAACUACCACAUUUUCAUCAAUAUUGAGACAUUUUUAAAGCAGCUGUAUAUUUUUGGUAAUAAUAAAAAAUUGAUAGCAACCUUAAGUGCAGAAGUAUAAGCAUGUUUUAUAUUGAUCAAUUAAUACGUCCUAUAAUUUUCCUGAAAUUUGAAGCUGAAAUACGAGAUGCAUGCUAAAAUAUUGGGGCGAAUUAUAUUGAAAUUCCUGUUUAUUAUAUAUGAACGUUUGCUAGGUAUUCUUGUUGUUGGUUACCUGACAUUCGCUCCGGCGACAAUUACUCCACUCUAAAUUCCACACAUUGAAUGACCAACUUAAACACUGGGUUAAACUUUGUACCCUACCAUAAACCCCACAUAAAACCCCAUUGCAACCCAAACCCUAACCCUACAUCUCUGAGGAAAUUAAGCCCGGAGCAAUUGUCGCAGGAGCAAAUGUCGUGUCACCCUAUUGUUACCAACACUCUGCAACAUACGUCCUUUUACUUGUUUUAUAUAUUUGUAAAUACCACAUGACCAUCGAAUAUAAUGAUUUAUUAUGAAAUUGUAGGAUUUUCAUAUUGAAAUUUUUGUUUUUAAUACUACAAUGAAUCAAAUAGAUGUUUGAAACGAUAUGAAAAGUAUGUCGAGUGAUUUUGUCAAGAUCGAUUAAAAAAAGCUUCCAAUAAGCGGAUUUUUUUUGU